Messenger RNA from Xyrauchen texanus (razorback sucker), 1168 nucleotides. Its product is annotated as DNA repair protein XRCC2-like. NCBI's taxonomy places the organism in Eukaryota, Metazoa, Chordata, Actinopteri, Cypriniformes, Catostomidae. Gene Ontology annotation, molecular function: four-way junction DNA binding; ATP binding; ATP-dependent DNA damage sensor activity. The record is from RefSeq and is a predicted model, not a curated record. The coding region runs from base 26 to 928 and encodes 300 amino acids. Gene Ontology annotation, biological process: double-strand break repair via homologous recombination; DNA strand invasion. The transcript has 3 exons. Gene Ontology annotation, cellular component: centrosome; replication fork; Rad51B-Rad51C-Rad51D-XRCC2 complex.
UUGCGCGAAAAGGAUUGAUUUCGAUAUGACAGCGCGUGUCAGAAUGGCAGAGAAUGCUGCACAGGUAGUAAGCAGACUUGAGGGACGACAGUCACUGAGGGACAUUGAACCAAAUUUAUUUCCUGUGGAUGGUGGUCCAGGACAAGGUGACAUUGUGGAGUUUCAUGGCACGGAGGGCACAGGGAAGACAGAAACGUUGUACCACUUGAUCGCCCGCUGUAUCGCGCCCGUGCAGAGUGGAGGUCUGGAGGUGGGGGUGAUCUUCAUCGACACAGACUACCACUUUGACAUGCUGCGGUUAGUGAGCGUCCUUGAGGGGCGUUUGACUGAAGACUCAAAGGAGGGCGAAGGUUCUGAGAAUGAGCCUGAGGAGAGAGUACGCUCAUGCCUGCGCAGACUGUCUGUAAUACACUGCAACAGCUCGGUACAGCUGCUCCUCACCUUGCACUACCUGGAGAACACCAUCUCUAGCCAGCCCUCCCUCUGUCUCCUGGUCAUCGACAGCAUCUCUGCCUUCUACUGGGUGGACCGAUUCAAUGGCGGUGAGAGUACAGUAUGUCAGGAGGCUAACUUGAGAAAGUGUGCUGAAUUGCUGGAUAGACUUCGUAAAAACUAUGGCAUUGUGAUUUUCGCCACCACUCAUGCCAUCAUGAGGAACUACGGAUCUGCAGCUGAUCCAGAUGUGUAUGGCUCGACGUCUUCCCGCUGGUGGAGGGCAGCCGAUAGCGCUACAGACUUUGACAAACCAUAUUUGUGCAGAGCAUGGCAGAGAAUCGUAACUCACAGGCUGCUGUUCAUUAAAAGCCAUGUUUCAAAAGACAACAAGCAGGCUUUCUCUGCUGCUUGUACAUGCAUAAUGACGAAAGGUGUUAAAAGAUGCUUGUUUUUUGUCAUGGACGAUGGUAUGAAGUUUUUAUGUGACAAGUGAGCGUGGACUCAAACUCUCUGCAUGGAAUAGAAACUGGAUGCUUUUAAAAAAUUAGGGUUUAUAGCUAAGCUUCUCUGGAUUGCAGAAGAAAAUGUGAGGUAGAAACGGGUCCUCUUGUGGUCCAUCAUUGUGUUUAAUGAUCAAUCCCUUACUUUUUCACUUUACUGAUUUAGAAUAAAAUCGAACAAUCUCAGUGAGCCUUGGACCAUUAAAUGUUACUAAAUAAAGGUCACAUUUCAC